GGCAACACUUCUCUCUCUCUCUCUCUCUCAAUCUCAAUGGUUCGUCUCUGAAUUCCCAUCCAAUCACUUCGUCUCUUUUCUCUUUCUCUUUUUCCAUUGGCCAUUGAUCUUCACCUCCGUCCGAUCUCGAUCCGAACGGUGUUUUCUUUGUUCGUUUUCGUUGAGAAUACGACGAUUUCAUUCAAUUCUUGUCUUGUUUGUCUUGAUUCUGUUGAAUUGUUGAAGAUUUUCAAGAAAUCGAUUUGAAUUCAGUGCGAUAAGAGAUCUUGUUUGUUUGUUGUUUCUCAGAUGUGGAUGGAGCUUCAAGGAAAAAAAGCGACUCACGAUUUCUUAUCCCUUUACAACAAGGAUUCUUCUUUCCAGCUCCAUGAUCCAAGACCUCCUCCUCCUCAUCCUCCUCCUUCAUCUCAAGGUUUGUAUCUAAAGACGCACGAUUUUUUGCAGCCGUUUGAGAAGUCGCACGCGAGGGAAUCGCCGAUCGACAGUGCGGCGGCGGGGCCCACCGAGAGACCUCCGGAUCACGUGCUGCCUGGCGGGGUCGGCACGUACACCAUCGGUCACGUGUCAGGCCUCGCUUCCAUCAGGUCUUCCAUCAAGCACGAGCAGGUCACGUGCGUCCCUUCCGCACGUGCCGCCGAGUCCUCCGGGCAUUACGCCGGGGUCCCCUUCUCACUCUGGGAGGAACCCGGGGCCAACAAGGAUCCUACCGGGUCUAGAGGGCAGUGGCCGCCGGCGAUCGUCGCCCGUAGAAUCGGCGCCUUUGGAUCCAUUUCGUCUUCGAGGCAACAAGGGGUGCAGGAGAGAAAGCGUCCCAUGGAGACGGUGUCGAGGUCCAGCGACGAUGAUGAGGAGUUUGGCAAGCGCGAUGGAUCCUCCUCUCACAAAGGGGAAUUGAGUGGGAAAGUGGAGCGGAGGAGCAGCGAUCCCAGCACUCCUCGGUCAAAGCAUUCUGCGACGGAGCAGCGACGGAGAAGCAAAAUAAAUGACAGAUUUCAGAUACUUCGAGAACUUAUACCACAUAGCGAUCAAAAGAGGGACAAAGCAUCAUUUCUUUUGGAGGUGAUUGAAUAUAUUAGAUUUUUACAAGAGAAGGCACAAAAGUGCGAAGCAUCAUAUCCAGGAUGGAAUCAGGAGAGUGCCUGGGAAAAGGCCUAUUUUAGAUCAAUCUGGAAAAAUGCUCGGAAUAACAAUCAAGGCCCCGCAGAUGGUCCCAAUGACCCUUCGCAAGUGAUUAAGGGUGGUUCUGUACCUGCUGCAUUUAUGUUCUCUGGAAGGUUUCAUGACAACAGUAUCACAGUUGCACCAGUAAUGUCAAAUUCUCAGAAUCCAUCGGAGUCUGACAACUUGAUGGCUGACAUUUCGUAUAAAACAAUAGAAAAUUCCCCGGUAGCUGCUGUGCAUGUGCCUUUGCAGCCAAACCUGUAUGCGACAGUUGGAAAUGAAACUGCAGCUGCACAAAAUCAGCAGAGGAUGCUUUCAGAUGGAGAUAAUUUUGUGGAUCAAUCCCAAUCUCAAAAUGACUGUGCUGUCAAUAGUGAUAUGUUAAAUGAGCAAGAAGAACUGACAGUUGACGAGGGCACAAUUAGUGUAUCAAGUGUUUAUUCUCAAGGGCUGUUGACAUCAUUGACUGAGGCUUUGCAGAGUAGUGGGGUGGAUUUGUCCCAAGCCAGUAUCUCUGUGCGAAUUAAUUUUGGUAAGCGAGUGACUGAUAGGAGACCUGGGAUGGGAAAUGCUAAGGAACACGGAGAUGGUCACAGAGCGCUUGGUCAUUCGAGGAUGGGGAGUACCGGUGGUGAGGAAGCUGAGCGCAUGCCGAAGAGAAGGAGAUCAGAGAACAGGUAGGCUUCACACGGGCUGCCACGAAACUCAUUUAUUUUUUGGCAUCAUCAUGUUGCCUGGCUGUGGGGAUGUAAAUGCUGCUCUGUACCUGAACAAGAUCAUUAACUGCUACUGGGUAUUCUUUCAUUUGUGUUUUCAAAUGUGAUGGAGAGAAGUGAGAGGAGGGCUUCCAUUACAAAUUGAGAAGCUGCUUUUGCUUUCAGGCUUCCAUUCAUAUGAGAAGUUCCUCUUUUUAGUUGUUGAUUAUCAAGAGAUUAAAAAAAAAUGCAAGCCCUUUUUAUUGUUGUAA
This is a messenger RNA of Dioscorea cayenensis subsp. rotundata (Guinea yam), 2128 nucleotides long. Its product is annotated as transcription factor BIM2-like. The record is from RefSeq and is a predicted model, not a curated record. Gene Ontology annotation, biological process: DNA-templated transcription. The transcript has 12 exons. Gene Ontology annotation, molecular function: protein dimerization activity; DNA-binding transcription factor activity. Lineage: Eukaryota; Viridiplantae; Streptophyta; Magnoliopsida; Dioscoreales; Dioscoreaceae. The coding region runs from base 289 to 1842 and encodes 517 amino acids.